AUGCAAUGGCCACCUUGUGAUGACUUUGAAUUAGAUAGCAGAGAUUAUUGGAAGUGUGUUUGUUUAAGUACGGUACAAACUGUGUACCAUCCAGUAGGAACAUGUGGUAUGGGAACUGAUUCAAAAACUUCAGUUGUGAAUAGUCGGCUAAAAGUGCAUGGUGUGAAAAAUCUACGAGUCAUCGACGCAAGUAUAAUGCCAACUAUUACAAGCGGUAAUACCAAUGGUCCAUCAAUGAUGAUCGGCGAAAGAGGUGCAGAGUUAGUAAAAGAAGACUAUGAUAAGUAA
Molecule: messenger RNA, 288 nt
Organism: Arctia plantaginis
Lineage: Eukaryota; Metazoa; Arthropoda; Insecta; Lepidoptera; Erebidae
Source: the annotation of a GenBank genome assembly